AUGGUAAAUGGAAAGAACAAAGGUAUUAACAGUCAAGGGACAAUCAGGAACCAAGAGCAGGAAAAAAGAUCAAAUGAAAGGGUGUACGUGGAUAAAAGGGACUUGGUUACAUUUAUUGCAGGUGUUAUUAAUAGUACUGCGGACAACGUGUCAGUGAUUGAGGGAGAUUCAGUCACUCUUAACACUGGCAUCAAAACAAAUCAAACAGACAGAAUAAAUUGGUAUUUUUAUACUGAUCAUAUCGCUUGGAUCACUGGAGAUCAGAGUAAGAUCUGUGUAGAUUCUGAGUGUCCUGAGAGAUUUAGAGACAGACUGAAGCUGGAUCAUGUGACUGGAUCUCUGACCAUCACAAACUUCACAAACACAGACUCUGGACUCUAUAUACUAGAUAUCACCAGCCGCAACAUUGUAAAGACCUUCAGUGUUUCUGUUCAUGGUUUAUCUGGUGUUGAUUCAGAGAAAGUGUCAGUGAUGGAGGGAGAUUCAGUCACGCUACACACUGGCAUCAAAACAAAUCAAGACAGAAUAAAGUGGUUUUUUAAUACUGAUCGUAUCGCUCAGAUCAGUGGAGAUCAGAGUAAGAUCUGUGCAGAUGCUGUGUGUCCUGAGAGAUUUAGAGACAGACUGAAGCUGGAUCAUCGGACUGGAUCUCUGACCAUCACAAACAUCACAAACACAGACUCUGGAGAUUAUACACUAGAUAUCAUCAGCCGCAAUGGUGUAAAGACCUUCAGUGUUUCUGUUCAUGUGAAGAACCCAGUAAGACCUGCACAGAUGUUCAGUGUGAGGACUCUGAUGAGAGAUUCAGAGACAGACUGA
Messenger RNA from Carassius auratus (goldfish), 819 nucleotides. RefSeq lists its product as uncharacterized. The record is from RefSeq and is a predicted model, not a curated record. The coding region runs from base 1 to 819 and encodes 272 amino acids. Lineage: Eukaryota; Metazoa; Chordata; Actinopteri; Cypriniformes; Cyprinidae. The transcript is spliced from 4 exons.